Messenger RNA from Seminavis robusta, 1419 nucleotides. NCBI's taxonomy places the organism in Eukaryota, Bacillariophyta, Bacillariophyceae, Naviculales, Naviculaceae. The record is from the annotation of a GenBank genome assembly.
AUGCGACAGUGUAGAAGAAAGGCAAAACUCGUAGUAGCGCUGUUGUUAUGGUCAGUUGUUGGUCAAGGCGCUGCGUUUGUGACGACGCCUCGCGUUUCCAAAACAAUAGCCAGGCCCGGUGAUACCCUCCAUUUCGACCUGUGGAAACCGAGUGGUUUAAGCAGCAGAAGACCGAGCCAUCUUCACGAAACUUUUUCAAGAGAAGAACACAGCUGUGGUGGCGCGACAAUUUGCCGCCAGCUCUCUUUUGAGAUAUCCAAACAGCUACCCCCAAGAAAAAAGAAAAGACGACAACCCGAGCCACUGCUACAGCGACUUUCCUUCCAGUACGACUGCGACAUUCUCCAAUUACAACAACAACAACAACAACAACAGAGCCAUGUUCCCACAGAAAAACAGAUUGGUGUCAUUUUAAUCCAUCCCAUUGGUGUGGGAAUUGGAAAGUGGUUCUACAAUCGAUUGCUGGAAUCACUCGACACAAUCUACCACCAACAAUCCAAAUCCAACCAAACCAACACCAACUUGAUUGUCGCCGCUCCCGAUUUGCUUGCCAGUGGCACGGCUGCCAAUCCCAUGAUGUAUGCAAAGGAUGCAGAUUGCAUCCCCCUGACGGAUGUUUCCGACAUGCCCUUCUUGCGAGUCAACGACUGGGCGGCACAAAUUGGUCGCUUAAUGGCCAAUUUGGAACGGGAUUAUGCCAUUGACGAAUGGUGCUUGGUGGCCAAUGGAGGAUGUUCACCCAUUGCCCUGCAAGUAGCACAGCAAUCAGUCCAAUAUCAGAGGGACAAAUUGUUUCAACAGCAACAACAACCACAAAGUACCAGUUCGUUCGAAUCGCAUUUCUUUCAACGACCCGACGAGGAUAUCACGAAACAAGCCAAAUUGGACAAGAUCCAGAAAUCCUACAAGACACUCUGUGGUCUGACGGGAAAGUUGUUUUGGUGGUAUGCACUCCGUAACGACGGUGCGUUUAUCCAAACGUUUAGCGAACGCAAUCUGGUGGCCGAUGCGGCCAACCUGGGCGAUGCUUGGACUCGUAAUUGCGUCGCCACGGCGCGCAUGAAUCAAGGAACUAGUCGCUUCUCGACGUUUGCCUUUUUGGCUGGAUCACUCCAAGCCGACGGAUGCCGCGAUAGUUUGCUCACGUUGCGGAACAGCGGUGUCUUGGUGGAUCUCAUUCGAGGGAGAGAUGGACGUCGAAAUCGUGCCAAGAGUUGGUUUUGGCAACGAAAGAAGAGCAAGACCAAAAGCACAAUCCAACGGGAAACGCUCCAACAAGUGUUGCAGAGAAACGGCAAUCGAGGCAAUGUCAUUGAAGUCGGCGGUCGGAUCAGUUUGGCACACGAAGACGGCCCAGGAUAUGCAAAGGCCCUCUUGGAAUUUCUGGCUCGUCCAGCAGUGGUGGAGACCACACGGUAG